CCGCCGGCGGCCGGGGAUGCUCGUGUGUGCCCGAGUCAGCUGCUGCUUGUGUCACAGCCUGCUCGGGCUCGGCAGCGGGACCGAGCGCAGCCGAGCCUCGGCCGCCGCUGGCCGCUCCUUCCUCCCGCAUCCCCCGGGACAGCGCGGGGGUCCCAGCCCGCCCCGCCGCGGAGCCGCACGGGGAACUCGCCCAACUUUCCCCGGCCCGGCUCCCGGAGCUCGCUGCCAUGGCCCCCGGCAACUCCUCCCGAAACUUCUCGGCGCCGGAGGCUCAGAACGGCUCAGUAGCAGAGAAGCCAGCACCCCACACCAACGUGAUCAUGCCCAGUCUCUUCAGCAUCAUCUGCUUCCUGGGCAUCACGGGGAACCUCAUUGUCAUCUACACCAUCAUCAAGAAGAAGAAGCUGAGAUGCAAACAGACCGUGCCCGAUAUUUUCAUCUUCAACCUCUCCAUUGUGGACCUCCUCUUCCUCUUGGGCAUGCCCUUCCUCAUCCACCAGCUCUUAGGCAAUGGCUCGUGGUACUUUGGAGCUCCCCUGUGCACCAUCAUCACGGCCCUGGACACAAACAGCCAGAUCACCAGCACCAACAUCCUCACGGUGAUGACGCUGGACCGCUACCUGGCCACCGUCCACCCUCUCAAGUCCACCUCCAUCCGCACGCCGUGCGUGGCAGCUCUGGUCAUCUGCCUGGUGUGGCUGCUGUCCUUCCUGACCAUCAUCCCCGUGUGGAUGUACGCGGGCCUCAUGCCCCUGGAGGACGGGACCGUGCGCUGUGCCCUCCUGCUGCCCAACCCCGAGACCGACAUCUACUGGUUCACGCUCUACCAGUUCAUGCUGGCCUUUGCUGUGCCCCUGGUCAUCAUCUGCGUGGUCUAUUUCAAGAUCCUGCAGCACAUGGCCACCACCGUGGUCCCACUGCCCCAGAGGAGCCUCCGGGCGCGUACGAAGAAGGUCACCCGCAUGGCAGUCGCCAUCUGCUCCGCCUUCUUCAUUUGCUGGGCUCCCUUCUACAUCCUCCAGCUGGUUCACCUGGGCAUCGACACCCCGUCCAUGGCCUUCUUCUACGCCUACAACUUCGCCAUCAGCUUGGGCUACGCCAACAGCUGCCUCAACCCCUUCCUCUACAUCGCCCUCAGCGAGACCUUCAAGCGCCAGUUCCUGGUGGCCAUUCGCCCCGCCAAGGAGCCCUGUGCCACCAGCAGCUCUGCCAACAACAACAGCAUGACAGAGGCCAGCGUGUGCCUGAAGCUGGCGCCAGAAUCCACCCAGCAGACUCAGUUUCUGGAGGACUUUUCCCCACGCUCGCUGCCGGUGACUGUGGCCGUUCACUAGGGUACUCUGAAGGGAGGGCAGCAGAAAGCCUCUGGGUCUGUGAAUUGAUGGAGGAGCAGCAGCUUCAGGCAGGUCUUGGAGAUGCCUGUGGGCUACAAACUUCCACCUCCAAAAAGCAGGUGCCUCUCCUUCCCAUUACUCUGCUCCUGCACUGCUUCCAGCCUGUGAGAUGCUGCGUGCUGCUGCUUUUCAUCCUGCACAGGAGGACUCUGCCACCACUGGGCCCCCAAAGAGGAUGAAUGGAAAAGAGAGAAAGGACAGAGGACUUCCAGGGGGAAUAUUCUCCCUGCAAAAGUAAAACCUCUAUCAACACUGUCCAACAAUUUCUCACCUCUUGGCCUCCCCAAGGGUCCUAAGCAGCUUGUCAACAUAGAGCUUCUUCAUUCAAAACUUGAACCCUUGAACCACAAUGUCAUAUUUUUUUUAUAAGUGAACUGCAGACUUUGCUGGCUGUACUGAUAUCCUAGAAGCACACAGCAGAGAGAUCCUGGGGACAGAAGUCUCACCCAGCCCUGUUGCUUGGCCUCUCAGUCCGGCUCCAUCUGCCUCCAGUGGGCUGUAUUGUUUGGCUACCAAAACAUACCAAGAACUGGCUCAUUUUGAUGCUAAUCCCAAAUAUUUCAAGCAAAAUCAGACACAUAAUAAUCACACUGCUUCAAGGGACUGCAAACAAUUCUCAAAACUACUGCUGGUAACACCAGCUUUGUUGCUUUUCAUGCCAAUGAGCAGAUUUCCACAGUGCUAGUUCUUCAUGCUGCUCACAGUCUGCACGGCCAUUGGGGAACCCCUGGCAAAGGGUUUUAAGCUGGACUAAAAAUCACAUUGUGCAGAGAUCUGUGGAGCAAGGAGCUGUGAAAAAGCAGCUCAGGGGAAGCAGAGUUGCUUAUGCAGCUUCCUCAAAAAUAACAAAUGCUUUACACAAAGUUAAAAGAAGAUAAAUUAAAUGUCUCUGUGUUGUAUAUGCGGCUUUAACAGUCGGAGGUUAGGAAGUAACUCUGCUCAUUAUAAAGUAGAGAAAAGGCAGCAGAGAUCAGCUCAAAGCAGGGAUUACACCAGCAGCCUGUGCUGGGCUCCACAGGGACCACGCAGGCAUUGUUCAACACUUUGUCAGACAUGGAGGGACUGCUUACUGUAGAUGGAUUUAAUUUAAAGAAUUAAAAACAUCAAACAACCCAGAAGAAUUUGUUACACCACACUUAUGGUUUCACACCACCAGCCACCCACAAUAUGCCCAGAACGGAAUUUCACUCUUACUCAGCUCCAAAGCAAAACUGUGUCACCUGCACAGGAUGUCCUAAGCCACACACACACUCACAGUGCACACACAUCACACUUGUAAGCACAUUUAGGUACAGCCAAUACUUGAGCCUACACCCUGCAGAGAAGCACACAGGCAUUUGCUCACCUCUGGUGAUGAAA
This is a messenger RNA of Prinia subflava (tawny-flanked prinia), 2753 nucleotides long. Its product is annotated as melanin-concentrating hormone receptor 1-like. The transcript is spliced from 2 exons. NCBI's taxonomy places the organism in Eukaryota, Metazoa, Chordata, Aves, Passeriformes, Cisticolidae. Gene Ontology annotation, biological process: neuropeptide signaling pathway. The record is from RefSeq and is a predicted model, not a curated record. Bases 228 to 1334 code for a protein of 368 amino acids. Gene Ontology annotation, cellular component: neuron projection; plasma membrane. Gene Ontology annotation, molecular function: neuropeptide binding; melanin-concentrating hormone receptor activity.